Rasamsonia emersonii CBS 393.64 is the source of this 2487-nucleotide messenger RNA. RefSeq names its product Cap binding protein. Bases 1 to 2487 code for a protein of 828 amino acids. Gene Ontology annotation, molecular function: RNA cap binding; mRNA binding. Gene Ontology annotation, cellular component: nucleus; nuclear cap binding complex. The transcript has 7 exons. The record is from RefSeq and is a predicted model, not a curated record. Lineage: Eukaryota; Fungi; Ascomycota; Eurotiomycetes; Eurotiales; Trichocomaceae. Gene Ontology annotation, biological process: nuclear-transcribed mRNA catabolic process, nonsense-mediated decay; mRNA export from nucleus.
AUGGCCGACUACGAACGCCGAAACCAUGGCCACAGGGGCGGACGGAAGCGGCGGUACAGAGAUGAGGAUGAUUACGACCGCCGUUCGCAGAGGCGCCGAUAUGAGGAACCGCUUGGUGCCAAGGUGCGGAGACAGCUCCUGAUGAUUGCGGAAUCGCAGGCAGCGCGGAGGCCGGAAGACGACGCCGCGAGCAUCGCGAAAACGGUGGCGGAAAACCACGAAGAUGAGGGACUCAGAGAAGGCUUUGUAGAUCUUGUCAUUCAACUGGUUCUCGAGCAACCCUUCAAGAUCCCGUUUGUUGCCGCCGUUGUCCUGGCUGUCAAUGCGCAAAAGUCAGAGGUCGCAGCUGAAGUGCUGAAGAAGGCAGGCGAAGCUCUCCAGAACUCCUUGAACGUCGGAGCCUGGCGCGAUACCAAACUCAUCCUGCGCUUCUUAAGCUGCCUCCAUGGUAUAUUCGAUGGCGACGGUGUUUUCCCCAUACUGGAGGAGCUCUUCGCCCGUGCUGUUGAUUUACAGACAGCAUCCUCAGAGGACUCUUUGGGUCUCGAGCUUGUCAAGAUUAUACUCUUCACGAUUCCUUAUGUGAUGGCAUCUUCAGGAUCCGGCUACGAAACCCAGGCGUCUGCACUCUUGGAGAAAACCGACAUCAUUGCUUCUACCCCUCAUGCUCUCGUAGCACUAGUCGAUCCUUUUGCAGUGGAAGAGGGUAGACCGGAACCCAUACAGAGUUCCAUAGCUUUGCUGCAAAGUCAACUGCAAGAAGAAGCGAAUCGGAAUUGGGAACUCAAGUGUCUCCCCCGUCCUUGGAAACUACUUCGCCAAGAGAGCGAUGAUAUGAACCCUUUAGAGACGGCGACAAAGCAUCCUUUCCCUGCCGUCACUGUGCCGAAUCCUGUCAAAAGUGGCCCUAGAGCUAUCUACCCGGAAAUCUUUUUCUCGGUCUAUGCCGGACAAGAUAUCGAAACAGUUCCUCCAACCUCCGAUGUUACCUCAUCCUUGUUGAGGGACGCUAUUGUCGAUACCAUUAAUAUUCUGGACUUCAAUCGCAUUGCCACGGCCAAGUUCUUGAUUGACGUCGAUUGUUUUUUCGAUCCAGACACCUUUGUAAAGCGCGCAACACCGUUCGACAAGUUGCGGGAGGUUCCAGCUGGCCGUCCAACUUGGAAACCCGAAGAUGUCGUCGUGGACGCUGUCUUCUCACUGCUCUUCCAGCUUCCCAGCCCGGAGCACAAACUCGUCUACUACCACUCAGUGCUCACAGAGUGCUGCAAGAUCGCGCCUGCUGCUAUCGCUCCUAGUCUGGGGCGUGCAAUCCGGUUCCUGUAUCGCAAUGUCGAGAAAAUGGACUUGGAGCUGUCCCAUCGCUUCUUGGAUUGGUUUUCUCACCACCUGAGCAACUUCGGGUUCACUUGGAAAUGGACUGAAUGGAUCGAUGAUUUGGAACUGCCUGCAGUUCAUCCCAAGAUGGCUUUCAUCUCGGGCGCAUUGGAUAAGGAAAUUCGCCUCAGUUUCGCCCAACGCAUUAAAGGGACCUUGCCUGAACCUUACCAUGCUUUGAUACCAGAAGGCAAAGAGAAGGAUACUCCAGACUUCAAAUACGACACUGACACAACGCCAUACGCCAAAGAGGGCAGGGAGCUCAUGCAACUUAUUCGCAAGAAAGCAUCAGAUGAAGAAAUCCAGCCCGUGAUAAACGCGAUUGAGGAACAGGCGAAAGAGCAUGGUGUCUCUGACCCCAUGAUCCCUUCGACUGACGCCUUUGUUACUUCCAUCUGUUAUGUCGGAGCGAAGUCUUUGUCGCACGUGCUAUCUUGUAUCGAGCGGAAUAAGGAGCGGCUACUGUCCAUUGGUCCUCGCUCAUCCACGGCCCGUCGACAGAUCAUCACCUCCGUGAUGGAAUACUGGGCAGAUCAGCCCGGAAUCGGCAUAAAUAUCGUUGAUAAGCUUCUCAAUUAUACGAUCCUAACGCCGCUCUCGGUUCUUGAAUGGGCGCUAGUAGACAAUCUGGAUGCCGGGAAAAUCCUCGCGAAGACGCAUAUUUACGAAAUGGUCUCUGCCACUGUCGGAAAGGUCACAAAUCGAAUGCGACAGAUCGUGCUGGCCCGCACGCAGCCUGGUCUGUACGAGCCCCAACUUAGUGUUCUGGAUGAGACCUUGAAACGCGAGAAGGGUGACAUGCAGACUCUGUUCACCCUGAUCGAAGAUUCUCUUGUAUCCGUGGCAGGUGGCAGUAACGAUGAGCUCAUGGAGAGGAGCAACGAGGGCGAUACGUUUACUGAGAACGAACUCAUCCGUCACUGGGCUCAUCGCUGGCUGAGGGUGUUCCGAAGGAAAGCUGCAGUAGAGGAGUCUUUUAUUUCCGAAGCGAUGGCGAAUGCCACCCCAGUGGGAACUGUUGCGCCUGUUCCCCCUCAGCCUGAAGCACCUCAGCAAGAGACGGUUGAUAACACAGCCAACGGGGAUAUGGACGUCGCGGACGUCUCUUGA